Blumeria graminis f. sp. triticale is the source of this 3009-nucleotide messenger RNA. Lineage: Eukaryota; Fungi; Ascomycota; Leotiomycetes; Helotiales; Erysiphaceae. The record is from the annotation of a GenBank genome assembly.
AUGGGAACCAAGAGAAAGCGCGAUUCACUCGCUCAUUCCGCGUCUAAUCACAAACAAAAGAAACAAGAAGCAAAUGAAAGCCUGACGACCGAACCUAAGGGCCCCGAAUUCUCACCAUUUAUCGAAAACCCAAAGGGAGAUGAUCUCAAGCGUGAAGUCGCCCUCUAUGAGAAACUUGCUAGCGAAGAUGAGUCAGAAAGGCUGGCAGCAGCGGAUAUAAUUGUGUCAGGCCUACUGGAUGGGGAUGGCGUUCCACAAGCAACACUUCUUCGUCACCUCGAGCGAAGGCUAUUCCGUGGUCUUGCAAGUGGAAGAAAAGGAGCUAGGCUAGGAUAUAGCAUCGUCUUGACGGAAAUUAUUUCACAGCUCUAUGGCAAAGAGAAAUCGCUAGCGCAAUCCAAGUAUACCGGCUUACAUUUUCAGGAGCUCUUUCGUAUCCUUAAACUAAAAACAAAGCCUGAAGGAGAUCUUACCGGGCAGGAACUCAAGGAUCAUGUAUUUGGUCUACUAUUUGGCCUACAAUGCUUUGUCCGAGCUCGGGUGCUACUUCUUGACACAGAACGCUGGAGGACGGUUCUACUUGAGAUUUUUGAACUCGCAAAGAGAAAGCCGUGGGUUCGAGAAGAAUGUGGCUGGAUGGUUGUAGAAGCCUUAGAGCAGAUGGAUAAAACGCAAGCAGAAAUCACUUUGGAAAUUCUCUGUGAUGAGGGCCUGUCUAAAUCGCCUGAAGGCGUCGGAAUCUGGAUUACAGCACGGAAUAGGUUUCCCUCUAUGCGAUUCGAAUCGCUUCCCAAAGUUUGGGGUCAAAGUGCUAAUCCUCUUGACCAUCUUCACAGACUAUCUAAGGUUCUGAACGAGAGUUCGGGGCCCCAAGAAGAAGUUGAUGGUGAGGAGAAAUUUCGUCAAGCCAACCAGACCGGAAAUUGGAACGCAAAGCUACACUUUGUGUGGCGCCUCAUCCUGGACCAGUAUGCAGCAGAAAUACAAGCAGGGAAUGAAAAAUGUAAAGCUGACUUCACUAAGCUAUGGAUAAUCACCGUUGACGAAACACUUUUUGCUUCAACAGCCUCCCGAGAAAGAAAGUUUUGGGGAUUUCUACUCUUUCAAGAAAUUAUGCAAAAUUCACAAAUCUUUAGUUCAACCAUCUCUGCUAUCUUUAGUCCAAAUCUUUUACGAUGUCUCAUAAACCAUUCUCAGGAUAAAGAUAGAUUCCUCCACCGUGCGGCAGAAAGAUCCUUGAAAGUUGCCACAAGUGCAGUUCAGCUGAACCCGAGUAUUUUACCUGAUGUGCUACAAAGUCUUGUUGGAAUGAAUGGUAUUUAUAGAUUCGACGGCAUUACAAAAUCUAAGACAAUUUCUCAGAUGCUCGCAUCUGUCACGAAAGAAAAUGUUGACAGCGUUGUGGAAUUGCUAGAGGAUUUAGUAAUUGAUAUUAAAGUAGUCAAUAAAGAAACUGAAACCAAAGAGGCAGAGUCUAGAAGACAAAUGCUAGGCGAAUAUCUCCUGCAGAUCAUCAAGAAACCAGUUGCGGUAAAGGACACGUCGGUUAAAAUGAUUCGAACCAAAGCACUUGAGACUAUAGCCAAAUUCGCGUACUGUAAUAUUGAGCAGGCCAACCCGACUAUCUCAGGUAAAACCCGAGAACUUUUCCGAAGUCGGCUGAUGUCCUCUUUUGCAUAUCUUCUCACUGAUCUUGAGCAAUAUAGUUAUGCUUGUGAUCUGUGGAAAAAAAUUAAGCCAAGCGCUGUAGAAAUGGACUCUGGCAUCAAAAAUGCAAAGAAGAAUGCAGACUCUACAUUAGGUAGAAUUCUAAAAAAAAUAAAAAAGGCUGAUAGUGAUAAGAAAACUUCACUGCAGGCUUUAGCACUCUUAUAUUCAGUAACCAUCUUCCAGCUAUACAAUGGCGAGCCUGAAGCUGUGUCAUGUUUAAACGAGUUAGACUUAUGUUACCAGAAUCUAGUUCGCAAGAAAGCUGAAAUAUCCGAAACGCAAACACCUGAAGUUCUUGUUGAACUUUUGCUGUCGCUUGUAUCCAAACAAUCAUUGUUAUUGCGAAAAGUUACACAAUUUGUAUUCGGUGCCUUUUUAACACACAUAACUGAGGGUUGCUUAGAACUUAUGACCAACGUACUCGCGGUCAGCGAAAGCCUGCACGGGCAGCAAGAGCUAUUUGAUCAAGAGGGAGAUGAAGAAGGAGAUGAAGAUGAAGAAGAUGAUGACUCCCAAGAAAUCCCGGACAUGAAGGUAAAGCCAAGUUCUCUUGAACUGAUGACUGACGAACAAAAAAAUGUUGAUUCGGACAACGACGAAAUCUCUGAUAGUGACGGGGAAGAAAUCCAGAGAUUGAAUGCCGCGCUAGCGACAACCUUGGGUACCAAUCUUGACGACUCUGAAUCUGAAGAUAGUGGUGAUAUGACUGAUUCUGAGAUGAUGGCGUUGGAUUCAAAGCUAGUCGAGAUAUUUUCACAGCGUCAAAGUGCACCGAAAUCAAAGACAAAGAAGCUAAAUCGAGAAGCUAAGGAAAAUGUGACCAACUUUAAGUCGCGCGUCCUUGAACUUCUCGAAACCUUUGUGAAGAAGAAGGCGGAUUGCGACCUCGCUUUUAACUUGAUUUUGCCCUUACUUCGCCUUGUCCGCACUACCAAAACUCGAGCGCUUGCAGAAAAGGCGCAUAGCAUUUUGCAUGUCUUUUCAAAGGCCUACCGCUCCUUACAAACAGUCUCCACACCAAAUCCCACUGAACGCCUUGCUUUACUUGAUAAAAUUCAUGACGAGGUGGCCACAGAUCACUCGCAUGCCUUUUGUAAGGCUUCAAGUACCGCUAGUCUGAUAGUCGUCUCGAGUUUGUACCGGCUCGAUUCUAAGUUUGUUGCAGAUGUUGCAAAUAUUUAUCGUGACACGCAGGUAAAAUGGAUCAUGGGGCAAGCUAAAACGCAAGCAGUGUUUUUUACUGAAUGGAUCAACUGGUGCCAAAGUCACCUAGCUACUACCAGCGCCUCAGUUGAUUAG